Macrosteles quadrilineatus (aster leafhopper) is the source of this 5213-nucleotide messenger RNA. It is a transcript of the gene alt, whose product is annotated as kinectin. The record is from RefSeq and is a predicted model, not a curated record. Bases 172 to 3393 code for a protein of 1073 amino acids. NCBI's taxonomy places the organism in Eukaryota, Metazoa, Arthropoda, Insecta, Hemiptera, Cicadellidae. The transcript has 17 exons. Gene Ontology annotation, cellular component: endoplasmic reticulum membrane.
CGUCAAAACCAAAACCAACCAACACCAUUCAUUGACCAUUCCAUCCAUCGUAUACGUGGCGGUGUCUACGUUUUGCUGGUAUAAUAAUUUAGGAAUUCGGCUUCUCUUUAUUAAUCAAUUAUUUAUGAUUGGUAACAGUUUUUUGAGAGUGUAUGUUUAGGUUCUGCUACAAUGGACUUAUUGACAGGUGGACUGUGUUUGACAUUAGCUGUAGUAUCUGCACUUGUCUUAUACUUUAUAUCAGUGUCAUCUAUGAAAGAGAAAACCUAUGAUGAAGUGAAAGCUGAGCAGAAAAAGAAAGCAGAAGAAUACCUUGCCCAAGGUCGAUCUGCAAAAGAAAAGGCUAAAGAUAAGAAGUUGAAAAAAGCUGGCAAAAAAGUGAAAGAAAAAUCGAAUGUUGAAUCAAACGAAUUAUCAUCUGAUGAAGUAGAGCAUGGAAAGGGACAUGUUGCAUUUGUGGAACCCCCAAUAGUUCUUGAUGAGCAGCCACCUACGGUUGAAGAUAAGAAGAAAAAGAAGAAUAAAAAGAAAGAAAAACCAAUUCUUAUCAACAAAAGUGAAAUCACACCGGUCAUUGAUGUACCGGAAGUUCCUACCAAAAAUCAUUUUGAACAGAUUGUUCCCAAGGAUGAUUUCACUUUAAAACAUAGUAUUAGUCGAGAAGAUGUUCAGACAAAGCCCAUUGAACUUCAAUCAGUUCAAAAACAAUCAUCUAGCAGCAAACAGACAAAAACACAGGUUAAAGAACAACCUAAGGAGUUGAAGAUAGAAAAAGUUCAGGUUCAAAAACAAGUCCAACAACUCGUGAAACCGACUGAAAAAGCUGUUGUGUCUAAAAUGAGCGAUAAACCAAUAAAUAAACCUCAAGAAAAAACCGUUAGCCAGAAGCCGGCUGAAGAAGUUGUUAUGAAAACUUCUGUGAAACAAGUUCAGAGUGCUUCUGUGGAACAUGUCUCACCUUCUGCUAAGAACAACCGCAAGAAACGCAGUGAACUUUCAACUCUACAUCAAAUGAGUGGGGACAAAGAAGCUGUGAAUGUCAACUUGUUGAUGCCCCUUGUUCACAAAGCUGAAUUGUCUCGCACAGAGAUUCAAGUGCUCAUCGACUUACUGCUCAACAAGCAACAAGGUUCAUCCGUUGAGAGUGCUGAGUGGAUAGAGGGACGGCAAGAUCCUGUAAUGAAGCUGAAAAAGCAGCUGGCAGAAAAGGAGAAGGCAUUGGUCGAGGAGCAAGAUGCUGCUGCAGCUCUUCAGAACAAACUGCGUGAGCUGAGACAAGAGCUUAACACAGAGAAACAAUCCACCAAACAGAUGGAGGAGGCUCUACGCUCUAAAGCAACUGAGGUGGCUACCAUGGGCAUGAGACUGCAGACCUUUGGUGAAGAGAAGCAGAAUCUAAUGAAGCAAAUGCAACAGCUGCAGAGCAAGCUGAGUGAAGAGCACAUGUUGCUAUGCAAGCUGCAGGAGGACCAGUCACAGACACAGGGGGCCAUGCAACAGGAGUUGCUGGCUCAGAGACAACAGCUGGAGAUGCACAUUGCACGGCUCACAGAACAACACCAAGAGACUGUUGCUGCGAUGGAAGGUCAACUACAACAGCUAGCUGGUCAGCUACAAGAACAAGAGGCUGUUAACACACAGCUCAGCGGAGAGCUUGCGUUAGCACGGGACUCUAGGCAGAUCAAGGAACUUCACUCUGAAAUGGAGCGUUUGAAAUCAAAAUCUCAGUAUGAUACAAGCCGUCUCCAGAAUGAAGUUAGUUCCUUAACAGAGCAACUAAACAUGAAACGUUCCGAAAAUGACAAACUGAGCAGCUUAGUGCAGACUUUGCAAACUGAAAACAACCGGCUGGCUCAUCAGAUAUCAUCAGCGUGUGUGGAAGCUCAGCGACUGAGGGAUGACAAUGAGAGCUUGGCGGCUCAAGUGACGGCCUCCAUGGAACGACCGGCCACCGAGGGUCGAGAGAAUGGGGACCACUCCUUCAUUGAGACUAAACACCACAACUCAGAAAAGUCACUGGAAAAUGAAACAUUACUGGAAAAUCUGAAGAGUGAUAUUGUUUGUAAAGAAAAAGAGUUAAGCAAUUUAAAGACUGAAUUAGCACAAAACGAAACGGCAAUGAAUUCCCUAAAAGCUGAUCUAAGUACAGCACAUGCAAAUUCUGAGAAAAUGCUCAAAGAAAUUAGUUCCUACAAGUCACUUGUUACGGAACAAGAAUCAGUAAUUAGUGCUCUUCGAGAAGAGGGAGACUCAGCUCAUAAGUUAGUGAUCACUCUUAGAGAAGAUGUGAACAAGAGCAAAGCUGAAAUCUCGCGGCUCGACAAAGACUUUGUUAGUCGGGAACAGCUGGAGAAUAGAGAAGCUACAAUAGAAAAACUCACAAGUGAACUAAAUACACAUAAAACAAUGCUUGCUGACCAACAAGCUCUAGUACAGUCCUUAAAAAGUGAAAUAGAUAGUUUUAAAGCCAGUAUAAAUAAAAAUGACAACCAAGAAGAACUCAGCGCUCAACUAAUUACUUUUAAGAAAGAAUUAACAGAAAAAGAGGCAACAAUAAAAUCACUGACCAAUCAAGUUCACAAAUAUGAAGCAGAAGUAAGACAGUUGCAAGACGAGUUAGUGUCAAGUAAAGAACUUGUAUCAAAGUAUACUCAAGAAAUAAAAGAUCACAUAAACAAAAUAACAUCACUAUCCCAAGAAAUAGCAGCUCAAAAACGCAAAAACGAUGAAUUACGUACAAAGAACUGGAAAGUCAUGGAAGCUCUCACAACUACUGAAAAGACUUUGGAAACUAAAAUGAAACAAUCACAUAUAUUAAUAACUGAAGCAGAAGAAAAUGCUAGAUUAGAAGAACAAGAGAAAACCAAACAAUUUCUCUCAAGAACACUUCCACGCAUCACUAUCGAUACCAAGCAGGACUAUAAAGUGUGGCUAGAACAGUUUGUGGAAUGUGCAAGGGAAAACGGCAGCACUAGUUCGACAGAAAACGGUGGGGGAGAAAAUCAUGCGGAAAUGUUGGCAGAAGUGGAACAGCAGAACUGCCAACUGCAGGCCAUGGUGACACACUACAAGAGUAUCAUUGCUGAUACAGAAGGGAUGCUCAACAGAUUACAGAGUCACGUAGAGCAGGAGGAGGGUCGCUGGGGACAACAGAUCCAAACAUUAGAGUCACAGUUGGAGAUAGUGAAGCAAGAGAGGGAUAGGCUGGAGGCAAGUGCAAGGAAUGGUGUUCCAACAAAGGAUAGUGGUUGCCAGACGCAACUCAAACGUCGGAACUUUGCAGGUUGGCUCAGAAACAAACUGAGAUCGAGGUCGAGACCAAGGUCUAGGUUGAGGCAGCGUCAGAGUCGUCGUCGGUCACUCAGCUGCACUUCAGGUCAUCAAUCAUCUUAGCCCUGGGCCAACCAAGACAUAAUGUUUUAGGUGCUGAUUAGAUAGGAUAAUAUCACUAUUAUUGUUAUAUAUUUGUAUAUUAUUUAUUAUAAAAUCUGGAGUAGGAUUGUUUUGUAGCAUAGUUUGUGGAAUGGUAAAAAAUAUUGGUAAUUUAAGUAAAUUUUUUAAGCUGAUUUAAUCUAUAAAGAAAAUUGAAUCGCAAUAUUGCUUUAAACUUUUUAUAUUAUUAUUAUUUUUAAAUAUUCUUGUUUAAAGUCUAACUGGCCAGAAUGAUAUAUUGUUAAAUAGUUUCUUAAUGAGUGUUUGAUGAUCUAGAAUAUAUGAGUUUUUUUAAAGUUGUUAAAGAGAAAUUUUUGUACUCUGUAAUUGUUUAGUAAAUUCUGAAAACCUAAGAAAAUGUCCAAUGACCAAAGGAUUAAUUGAAACAGCUCAUAACUGAUUUCAAAUUCCCCAAUUAGGAAUGCAAAUUUAUGCAUAACAGCCAAAACAAUAUUUUUUUUGUCUUCACACUUAUCUUUGGGCUCUCUUGGUUUAAAAUAUUAUUACUAGACCGAAAUGUUUUUGAGAGGUUGAGCGAGUUUAAUGGCUAGUACCAGGAGACCGAGUUUUGCUCGGAUUGAAUUAUUAAACGUUACAUUUAUUAGAUAAGUUCUUAACUAAAUUAAAGAUAUUUAUUAUGUACGGGUAUCAAUGUGGACACAUUUAGAUGAUACAACAUUUCAAUACGCCUUUAUAAAAACAUAGAUUGCAAUAAAAAUAACCUGUAUCAGCUGUUUUUAUUAUCUGCAGCUACAAAAACGUAUUGACGAUAACAUGGACACUUUCAAGGGAUGUAGGGCGGAAACUGGAUUUUUCCCAGCCUUGUGACCAACUCCAAUUGAUUUCUUGUGGCCAAAUACGCCAUAUUAAACAACAAAACUAAAAAUCCUCGGACGAAAAUAAAAGUUUGUCCGUACACACGCUUGUUUUAGAGUAUAGGAUACUGAAUUUGCUUAUUUAUAUUGAGGAAAACGAGGGUUACCGGUAACGACGGUAACUUAAAAACAAGUAGCUUUAACUCCAAAUUGGAUUAUUGCUCAUUUGUCAUUUGUUAGUAUGAAUGUGAUUGGAACAUUUUUAGUACCUGAGUCUGUCCACAAAUCAUCAAUCAUCAAGAUGAUCCUCAGCCAUGGUCCAGUGGAUUCCCUCUCUUUCGCGCUUGUAAUUUUUCCUGCUCCAGUUUAUUGCAUUUUAUUUUUUCUGCCCAACUUGCUGCUACGACUGGUCUGCUUUGGUUAACUUUUAGUAUCUAUGUUUUAUUAAAUGCAACCCCUAUUUUUACAUUGUGCAAUCCUUUACAACGUAAUCAUUUGAUCAACAUAGUUGCAAUCAAGGUAUGAUAAGGUUGAUUCCUGUGCUUUAGCAAGUCAAUAUUUAGAUGUAGGACUUUGGUUAAUUUUUGCAUGCAGAUUGGCGGACAAAUAUCCUCGAUUGGGUAUUUUAAAAUGCCCAAAUGAAUAAUAUUUUUUAAAUGAGUAACAUUAUUAUUGGCUUUUAAAGAGUUGUGUUGUAUUUUUUUAAACCAAUGUAAAAACAAGUUUCACACAAACUGUGUUCUGGUUCUGUAUCUAAUUUACGUCUUUAAAGAAACCAAAUCUGACCAUACUAAUUUACGAACAAUUAAUAUAUUUUACUUAUCACAUAAAAGAUUUAGUUGAUUAGUCUAUUAAAAUAUUAUAUAUAGCAUGUUCCUUAGUAACUUUAUACCAUGUUUUUAUCCAGUUAAUAGAAUACCUUUGUAAUGAACUUCAUAAAUAAAACAAAUUGAAAAUCAUGUAUAA